This is a messenger RNA of Erythranthe guttata (spotted monkey flower), 1453 nucleotides long. Lineage: Eukaryota; Viridiplantae; Streptophyta; Magnoliopsida; Lamiales; Phrymaceae. The record is from RefSeq and is a predicted model, not a curated record.
ACGGAGGAGACAGUAUGAAUUUUGAGGCUGCCACCACAAAUUCAUUCACCUAUUUGAUUAAAAUCCCACCUACUUAUAUUCGUGCUCUUCAAAAAUCCGUCUUAUUAGCAAUUGAAGAGCUACAGGUUGAUGAAAAGAAAAAUAUCAGGGAUGCACUUGAGUUACAAGUUGAAGACGAAUUAGUAAGUCUGUCGUCUUUGUUUUUUUCAAUUAAUUGAUUUUAUUUUUAUUUUUUUUGUUAACACAACACAAAUGUUAUUUGUCCAAAUUUGCAGUCCCAUAAAGAGAUUCUCGCUGCGUAUUACGAUUAUGCCGAGGGCGUUGAGGUAUCAGCAAGUUUAAUUUUGAGUUCAAGACGUAAGGAAAGAGACGAGCUUCUUAGUACUAUUGACAAAGUCAAAAAUUCAAUAUCUAUCGAGCAUAUCGAUAGUAAGGUAUGCAUGGAAGGAAACGCCAUUCUUUCUUUUGGAGUAGUAAAAAAAUUGUUUUGUUUUCUAAAAUGUUGAAAUUUUGCAGAUAAGCGACUUGGAAGCUUUGAUGAGUGUUGAAUUUGAGGAUAAACAUCGAUUCACGCGUCAAUUCAAUCAACUGAAGCGACGUCGUGAGAAAUUAUCUUCUCUCUUGGAUACAGAAGUAGAGAUGCGUGAAGCAAUAGAGGACGCUGAAGACCAUUUAAAGGUAUGUAUGUAUACAUACGUAAUAUUAGUUUUCUACAACUUUGUUUCAUUAAAUGUAUAAAACAUAUGCAUAUUAGAGCGGAUAAUGAAUUUGGUUUGCGCAGUUUUUAGAGAAGGAGAUUCAGAUCCUCGAAGACGGUGACUUAGAAGCUGAAGCACGUUUUAUGAAAUUCUUGAAUAAAAAAGAUGAUGCCAUGCAACGAGUGGAAGAACUACAAUGUCAGUACAAAGUUGCAACUCAUGUUUGCGAAGAGGCAAUUGCUAACAAGGAGAGUAUAGAAAAGUCUUAUCGUGACAAGAUGUUACUCCUCGGCGACUGCAGCUCGAAUAGAGUCCCUGCCCAUUUACAUGUAGCAUCCGCGGAUCGAGUGGGGCUCUCCCACUGCAAGAAUAAUGUGGAAAAGUUUAUGAAAUGGUGGAACGAAGAUGAGGAAUUUCGAAGAGAGUAUGCCAAGUUCAACGAAAGUAGUACCAUUACUAGAUUCGGGAGUUUAGACGGGACCAAUUCACUUGUCCCUGAUAAGGAAGCCAAACCUAUUCAUGUUAACGAAAGAGCUAAAAGCAACAAUCAUGACCAUACAAAAUUGCAAAAGAAACCAUAGGAAUAAAAAUUGAGGAGUCGGAGAAGAAGACGGGUUUUAUUGAUUUGUUGGCAAAAUUGCAAUUCAAUCCCCUAAUUUAAGGUUUACAUGUUUAGCAAAAUUGUAAUUUUGCCCCUAUUGAAGGGUAUAUUUGUCUUUUUAGGUUCAGUCAAUGACUAAAAUCGUAAUGGGUGU